This is a messenger RNA of Nomia melanderi (Alkali bee), 3959 nucleotides long. RefSeq names its product EF-hand domain-containing protein D2 homolog Swip-1 (gene Swip-1). Lineage: Eukaryota; Metazoa; Arthropoda; Insecta; Hymenoptera; Halictidae. Gene Ontology annotation, molecular function: calcium ion binding. The record is from RefSeq and is a predicted model, not a curated record.
UAGUGGAGGUUCCCCGAGGUACGUCAGUCCAUGCUGGCUCACGGCGCCGGCCGGUUCGUGUGCUUGUUUUUUUCCUAAAAUUUCAAUUUGACAGUUAAAGUCGUCCUUCCCGAAUCUCGCGUCGAUUAUCAGUAAAAAGAUAAACCGUUCCUCCAGUCCGUUGCACGCAAUCGAUCAUAGAAGACAUCUCGAUCGUCGAUCGGGUCCAGUCUCGUGCAGGCUAGCGGUCGUAGGCGAGAGAAAAAGUCGCAGGAAAGUGAUAAGGGAAGAUGCCAGCGGACGCGGAGCUCAGCAAUCUGCUGAACAGGCGGCAAAGGAUCAACAACGAGCUCGAGGAAGGGAAGGAAGUAAAAAAGCAGUACAAAUUCGUGAACGUUUACACGGAGUUCCACGAGCUGUCCCGCCGCGAGAUCAAGCAAUACGAGCAAACCUUCAACAGGUUCGACGAUGGCCACGAUGGUUUUCUCGACCUGUCCGAGCUGAAACGGAUGAUGGAGGUUUUGGGGGCGCCGCAGACCCACCUCGGUCUCAAGUCGAUGAUACAAGAAGUGGACGAAGACGGCGAUGGACGCAUUUCUUUCCGUGAGUUCCUACUGAUCUACCGCAAGGCACGUGCCGGCGAAUUAGAACAGGAUUCUGGGUUGGGCCAGCUGGCCCGGCUCACCGAGGUCGACGUUGACGAGGUGGGAGUCACGGGAGCGAAACACUUCUUCGAAGCCAAGAUCGAGCAGCUGCGCAAGGCGAGCAAAUUCGAGGACGAGAUCCGCAUGGAGCAGGAGGAACGGAAGCGAGAGGAAGAGGAAAAGGCGGCGAGGCGGGCGCAAUUCAGGCAGAAAGCAGCCCUCUUCGGCAAUUGAAAGGGAAAACCGUUGCGCGGUUCGACUCUCGCUAGAGCACAGACCUGUACCAUAACGGAAUUACGAGCGAAUUGCCUCGAAUUGCAUCGGUUAACCCUGUUUUAUACACCGUCGGCUCGAGUUAGUUUAACUGUUAGAGACAGCGACUCACAAAUUCGAAAAAUGUACGUUAGAACUAAGCAAUUACUUGACAAUUGGAGCGGUUUAUUUGCAAUGUUCAUUCGAAUUUCAUGAAAUCCUGUACCAUAAUGGAGUUACGAACGAUUGCCUUGAAUUGCAUCGGUUACCCUGUUUUAUACACCGUCGGCUCGAGUUAGUUUAAGUGUUAGAGGCAUCGACUCACAAAUUCGCGAGAUUAACGCUAGAACUACAUACCUGGCAAUUAGAGUGAUUUACUUCUAAGUUUGUUAUACAAACACUUUUAUAACCAUUAGAACUAGUUGGAGCUACAACGUUAAGAAAGAGUCCGUUUAGUUUUUGUAUCUAUGAAAAUCGAGAGAUUUGUUUUGCGAUUUUUAAUAGAGGAAAACGUCUUCGUUGUUUCGGUAUUCGCGAAACGACGGAGAUUCUGGAACAGGUCAGUUUCACGCAUCAGAUAGUUCUAGUUUUAAGUCUCUUCUUGUUCUUAUCAUUAAACUGCGGAUCUUUAUUCGAAUUCCUAGAUUUAGAAGUUGUUUUAGAACGACUCAAGUGAGAGGAAAUUUGUUAUGAUGGUAUAGACGAUUGUUCAUGGUAAAUGUAAAGUAGAAGUAUGUAUAAUUGUUGCCGAUACGCGUCUUCGUCGAGUUUCCUACGACUUUUGUACUACUUGGAAUACGCUAGGAUUAUUUGCGAAGGAAAUGAAUUUUUAUUCGAUAUCGAUCUUUGGACAUUUGUUCUGAGAAGCCGGAAACUGUAUAAACUUCAGUGUUUUCUAAAUUUCAAUAUCUUUACGAACCUGUUUAAAAAGGAAACGUUUCUUCAAUGAAUCUUUAACGAAUUGUUAAUAUUGUUGCUGUUAACUGUAAUUUUUUUACAUCGAAUUUGUCCAAAAGACUUUACUGGAAAGUUCCAACAGCGGUGACUAUGUAUGUGAUCUGACCAGAAAUGUUUGACUUUGUAUAAACGCAAUUCAGUGAUUACGAUAAUAGGGAAGUUCGUUAUUAAUAUUGAAACAAACAAAAUUAACGAUAAGGAUGACAACAGUUUUCGUUGCUCUCGUUGUAUACGAAUGAACUUGUAAGUCGCUGUUGUAAAUUGAUUCCCGUUGCGAUUGUGCAUCAUUAAAGCGUUGAAUUUUGGUUGAAAAAAAAACGUACGAGAGUUUAAGAUAGUUUAAAAAUUCGUGGAAUAUUUUAUCGGCUCCUGAAAAAUGCACCGUGUUUCGGGCUACGGUUAGUCGCAUUAUUAUCAACGGUCCUUAGGAAAUUGAUGCGUUAGGGUGCACUCGAAGUUCAACAACCGGUAGCUGUUACGUUAAUAUUAAGGAUCAUUGAGAUUAAGUUUAAUCGUUUCAAGUAUUAUCUACAGGCGCGAGAGAGUGGAAAUUGUCUUUUGCAAAGAGUGAAGUAGCGUUAGCCGAACGUGCGUGACCUUUUAACGAUUGUACUUUUACGCGGCAUGGGUGAAAUAUCAAAUAAUCGCGGAGACGUUCAUUGGUUUAGUUUUAUAGAUGCGUUUGAUACUGGAUUUUCUAACGAUCGUAUUUAACAGGCGACGAAUACAUUUUUAACGCGUUGACUGCCACGAGAAUUUUCAGCGUUUUCCAUAUUACAUUGUAAUAAUAAUUACUGACAGUAAUAACUACUAGUAAUAAUUAUCACUAUUACAGUUAUACUAUUAUUACUUAAUCCGUCAUAGCAACGACAAGCGAUAUUAGAAAUUAUUAUUAACGCGUUGAAUGUCAUGGGGGUCACCGGUGACCCCCGACCAAAUCGAAUUGCUAUAGUUCACUCAAUGAAACGACAAUUAUAUGAAAACAUUUCUAUAUUGUAAACGAUGCUACAUAAUACAGCUACAUUCAGCUAGAUGAACGUGGAAUAGUAAUAAUGCAAUUCAAUCAAAUGAUUUAAUGUCAUAUUUUUCCAUUCUGUGUAUUUUCCUCUGCGAAAUCGUGCGGCGUUCAACGUGUUAAUGAUUUGGUAUCACCAUUCUUACAUUAUUGUCUAGUUGCUUUCGUCAUUAAGUAAUUUUAUUCGAUACAAAUUUUCCUAUUGUAAUUGUUUCCAAUGAAUUCAGAUGUUUCGAUUACUCGUGAACAUGGUGGCAGCCAAUGUGUUAACAGACGACUGAUGUUCGCAUGAGUACAAUUAAUACGUAAUAUGUAUAUGUGUGUAUAUUAAUUUAUACGUUAAUUUGAACUUAGAGGAAGGAUGAAGUUUAAUGUACUUCUUCAGUUGGGAUGACCUUUUCUCGAAUCGCUUGACUGUAUUAUUUUGGAAAGUUAUACUUGAAGCCUUCGCAAACGUACAAUAAUUCUUUUUAAACGCGAGUGUUAGCUUAGUCGGCGUUUAUGUGAUUAAGAUUAUAUAGACAACGUUAUAAAGUUCGUGGCUCUUACCAAACGUUUAUAUUUCUAACUGCAACGAUGCAUCGAAAGAGAGACGGAGGGAAGAAGUAUAUAUACAUAUAUUUUUCUUCGAGUGAAAUGGUCAUAAUACGUGUGUAACAAGUAGACUGUGGAUUUUAUGCAUUUAUGGUGUGUGUAAAUAUUAUAAAACAUGGUCAAGGAAGGAAUUUAUAGAAAGAGUAGAAUGAAGUGUUUAUCUUGCUCUUAAUCGGUUAAUUAGAUAAGUUAUGUUUCGUUGACUCCGAUUUUAGUAAAACGGAACAUAAAACUGAAAGUAUGCAUAAAUAUCUAUAGUCUAAUGGUAAAGGAUACUGUGUAUCAAUGACAUCUCGUAUUUGGAAUAAUUUAAAAUAGUCAAACGAAUCUUUGAUCAAAGUAAAAAAAUAAUUUCAAAUUAUUUUUAUACGGAUUUUCAUAGACGAGUUCUCAUAAUGAAAGAUAUUAACCCUUCUAGUGCCAGGCGAAAAAAAGGUGUCUAUGCGAGAAUAACCGGCCGAAUUUCACGGUUUUACUAGGGUUUGGGAAAAUGCUCAUAAAAACCAAACAAAACAAUA